Messenger RNA from Hyla sarda, 2367 nucleotides. It is a transcript of the gene SNAP29, whose product is annotated as synaptosome associated protein 29. Gene Ontology annotation, cellular component: SNARE complex; plasma membrane. The transcript is spliced from 6 exons. The coding region runs from base 111 to 962 and encodes 283 amino acids. NCBI's taxonomy places the organism in Eukaryota, Metazoa, Chordata, Amphibia, Anura, Hylidae. Gene Ontology annotation, biological process: synaptic vesicle priming; synaptic vesicle fusion to presynaptic active zone membrane; exocytosis. The record is from RefSeq and is a predicted model, not a curated record. Gene Ontology annotation, molecular function: SNAP receptor activity; syntaxin binding.
GGUGCUGGAGGGAGGACCUACCAGGAGAAACGCCAGUCUACAUGUAACCGUCACAUAACCAAGAAGUAGACGAGGGGACCGGUAUUUGCUCUCGUUACUGUGGCAACUAGAUGGGAACGACAUUUUUGACGGCAGGAGCCGAUAUUUCCGGUAUCUGUACCAACGCAUGCGCAAAGCAGAGAUUCACCAUCAUGUCCAGGAGUUCUAACCCGUUUGACGAGGAUGAAGACAGUGACUUUAAGCCCGUCAAGUGGAACAAUGAGGAGGAUGACCCCUAUGAAUCCCCUGCUGAUCGGAAAAGACGCGAAGAGGCAGACAGGCAGAGGUCACUGCAGCAAGAAGUGUUGAGGAGGGCGCAGUCCACAGUGGACAGCAGCAACAGAUCUAAGUCCCUUAUUUAUGAGUCUGAGAAGGUUGGAUUGGAAACUGCAGAGGAACUAAUGCGGCAGGGGGAAGCUUUGAAGCGCACAGAAAAAAUGGUGGACAAAAUGGAACAAGAUAUGAAGACCAGUCAAAGGCAUAUUAAUAGCAUUAAGAGCAUUUUCAGCGGCUUCACAAAUUACUUUAAAGCCAAACCUGCAGAGACACCACCUCAGAAUGGAGCCUAUGACUACACAGCUAGCAAUAAAUUACAGGAUGCUGUGUCAAAAAGCAGAGAACAAGAAGACAAGUAUCAAGCUACCCAUCCAAACCUGCUGAAGCGAGAUACUGUAGACACCAGCAGAGGUGCAACAAGUUCUGAGUACCAACACAUAAACCCAGCUCUGAGAGGUUACCACCAGAAAAUCGACAAUAACUUGGACGAUAUGAAUCUGGGUUUGAGUCAUCUUAAAAAUCUAGCGCUUGGAUUGCAGUCUGAAAUUGAUGAACAAGAUGAAGUAAUUGGGCGCCUUACAGGAAAGGUGGAUAAGGUGGACUUGAAUAUCAAGGCUACAGACAAAAGGAUCCGGGAUGAGCUGUGAAAAGCUACAUAUAUUCUAGCCAUAACAGUCCUCUCCUAUAUUAAAUCCUUCCAACCUUUUACAGAACAAACCAUCACAAGCUCCUCAUGUUCUUAUAAUGCUCCUAUCGAGCAUUUCAUAUUUUUCUGUAUUCCAGGGAGAUUAUCCUACAAGCAAUUCAUGAAAAUAUAGGUUCUAUAAAUAGAGUAAUAUUGCAAAGGAUUAGUAAUAUUUAUGACUUCAUCAUCUGAGAUUUGCUGUGAAGGGUAUAGCCAUCUUUAAAUACCAGUUUACAGUUAAUAUAUAGAUAUAGUGAACAUAAUAGUUUGCGUAUCUUUGGAUACAUUGCAUUUCUUAUAUUUUACUAUUUGGAGUUACAGCCGGUAUCCUCCAUCUAAAUUAGCAUUUUGGUUGAGCUGGUUAUUGAAAAUCAUUCAUAAGCUUGUCAUGCCUCCCAAUGUUUAUUAUAUUGCAGUGGGGUACAUUUUCCUUUCUAGAUUACUAGAGAUAACAGUGUAAAGACUUUGCACCCCUUAUUACUGAUCACCAAAGUCUUGUGGUUUUAUGAGUCAGCAAGGAGAUAUUUUGGCUUUGAACCCUGUAAAAUUGUUAAUUGGGCUCUGGACUCUGAGGAUAUGUUCACAUGGAGGAAAAUUUCCGAGCAUUUACCAGACAGUUGGCGCCGGCAGAACAUGCUGGUGCUAGGACCACUCGGAACUGUCUCCCUAGACUGCAAUGCAUUUCCGAGCGGAUUCCACAGAAAGAAUUGACAUGUCCGUUCCAUCUGCAGAAGCUUAUAUUCUGCCUUGUGCACAGUGCGUCAGAAUCCCAUUGAAAACAAUGGGACUCUGUUGGAACAGAAUUUCCGAGCAGAAUUAUUCUGCCUGGAAACUGUAUCAUGUUUGAUCAAGGCCUGAUACUGGCAGGGUCAGUGUAAGAUAAGUAAUGCAAUGUAUUUACAGAAUGCCUCAACUUUUUUUUUUCAUGUACAUCAAUAAGCUAGUAAAGUAAACCUUGUCGAAUAGGAUGUAAUUUUUCUAUUCACCAAAGACUGAAUUUCCUAUGUGUGAAACCUUUGCUGCGAGAAUUGAUUCUCCUAAUACAAGUGUCCAUGAGAAUAGUGAAAAAUUCAUUCAGUAUAAGCGAGCAGAGUUGUUUCUAUAUAUCUGCUUGGCUUGCCACAAGCUACAUUUAGCUGAAUUGUACAGUUGCAGAAAUUUCUACAAAUCAUCUGCCACAUGUUAAUAUACCUUAAUUGAUUUUCACUGGUCAAUUUUCCUACAGCAAAUUCAUUUGGAUGUGUGAGUGGACAAUCUGCGCAUUGCAGAAAUUGUUUGCAUGUAAAUUGACUUUUAAGGCUGGGUUCACACUACGAUUUGAACUACGGUUCCCGUAUACGGAUGGGAGGAGGGGUGGGCGGGGCUUA